AUGGCUCCCCCAACAGCCACAGAAACUGUUAGCAACAUUACGGUGCGGGCGCCGCAGUCGCAAGCGGCUGGCGCCGAGAAGGCCAAGGUCAAGAUGCAGAUGCCGUCUAUGCCAAAGUUCGAGGAUAAGAUGCAGGAGCGAGAGUUUCUGAAGGGUCGCCUGGCCGCUGCGUUCCGGAUCUUCGGCAAGUUUGGAUACGAUGAGGGCGUCGCUGGACAUAUCACCCUUCGCGAUCCUGUCGACCCGUCGACCUUCUGGGUGAACCCGUUCGGCACGGCCUUUUCGCUCAUGAAGGCGUCCGACUUGAUUCAGGUCGACCACCAGGGCAAGGUCAUCGACGGCGGGCCGAACCGCAUGCUCAACGCCGCUGCGUUUAUGAUCCAUUCUGCUAUCCACGCUGCGCGCCCGGACGUGUUGUGCGCAGCUCAUAGCCACAGCCUUUACGGGCGCGCAUUCUGCUCGCUGGGCCGGCCUCUCGAUAUCAUUUCGCAGGAUGCCUGUUCAUUCUAUGACGACCACGUAGUAUACCAACAAUUCAACGGCAUCGUCCUCGCUGAGGAAGAAGGCAAGAGUAUCGCUGCGGCCCUGGGUGACAAGAAAGCCGCCCUCCUGCAGAACCACGGUCUGCUCACCGUCGGUAAGACUAUCGAAGAGACUGUCUUCUGGUUCGUGAGUCUGGAAAAAUGCUGCCAUGCGCAACUCCUUGCCGACGCCGCAGCGACCGGACGAGGUGGACAGACGGUGAAAAUCGACGAUGCGGACGCUGCCUUCACGUACAAGACUGUCGGAACGCCGCUAGCUGGGUGGUUCAGUGCCAAGCCACUGUUUGACGUUAUCCACAAGGAGACUAACGGAGACUACCUGGAAUAA
Messenger RNA from Penicillium canariense, 870 nucleotides. RefSeq names its product class II aldolase/adducin family protein. Gene Ontology annotation, cellular component: cytoskeleton. The record is from RefSeq and is a predicted model, not a curated record. NCBI's taxonomy places the organism in Eukaryota, Fungi, Ascomycota, Eurotiomycetes, Eurotiales, Aspergillaceae. Gene Ontology annotation, molecular function: actin filament binding. The transcript has 3 exons. The coding region runs from base 1 to 870 and encodes 289 amino acids.